UCCAAAAGCCUCCACAGGCAAGUUGAGUCGUUUGCGCGUUUUAGCGCCUCAAGCUCUCGAGUAUAUCGGAGAGGAGCUCAAUGCGCUCCACUUUUAAUCAGAUUAGGAGCCUUUAAUGUUCAGUCCUGCUUUUUUCCCUCCUUCUUCCCUACAGUAGCGGCGCAGGAGUGGCCAAAGCCAAAAGCAGCGAUUCAGAUCAGAUUUCACCUAAACCAGCUGGGGGAGAGACCGAAAGAGAGAGAGAGAGAAGGCAGAGAGAGGGUUUGUCAGUCUCCCUCCUCCCAAAUCCAGAAAAUCUUACCAAGGAAAAAGGAGGAGUGUCGGGGGGUGAGAGAGAGAGAGACGCAGAGGAAUCCAGAGGAAUUUCCGAGGAUAUUUUACCUUCUUCUAUUCCCCCCUCUCUUGAUAUUAAAAUUGAAAAAGUUGGAGGCGAGGCAGCAGGGACCGUGGUCAAGGAUGGACGAGCAGCCGCGGUUGAUGCACUCCCACGGGGUAGGCAUGGCCGGACACCCCGGCCUGGCGCAGCAUAUGCAGGAUGGAACGGCGGGGACGGACGCAGAGGGAAGAAAGCAGGACAUCGGAGACAUAUUACAGCAAAUAAUGACCAUCACAGACCAAAGCUUAGACGAAGCACAGGCGAGGAAACAUGCACUGAACUGCCACAGAAUGAAACCUGCUCUCUUCAACGUCUUGUGUGAAAUAAAGGAGAAAACAGUGCUCAGUAUCCGUGGCGCACAGGAGGAGGAGCCUCCAGAUCCUCAGUUGAUGCGACUGGACAACAUGCUGCUGGCGGAGGGCGUGGCUGGGCCAGAGAAGGGCGGCGGGUCGGCAGCUGCAGCAGCUGCGGCAGCUGCCACUGGCGGCGUUGGUGCCGACAACUCAGCAGAACACUCCGACUACAGGGCCAAGCUGACUCAGAUCCGACAAAUCUACCACACAGAGCUGGAGAAGUAUGAACAGGCGUGCAAUGAGUUCACCACCCAUGUGAUGAACCUGCUGAGGGAGCAGUCUCGAACACGACCCAUCUCGCCCAAAGAGAUCGAGCGCAUGGUCGGCAUCAUCCACCGCAAGUUCAGCUCCAUCCAGAUGCAGCUGAAACAGAGCACCUGCGAGGCCGUCAUGAUCCUGCGCUCACGCUUUCUUGACGCCAGACGAAAGAGGAGGAACUUCAACAAACAGGCGACAGAGAUCCUAAACGAGUACUUUUACUCCCACCUCAGUAACCCCUAUCCCAGCGAGGAGGCUAAAGAAGAGCUGGCCAAGAAAUGCAGCAUCACAGUGUCACAGGUAUCAAACUGGUUUGGGAACAAGAGAAUUCGAUACAAAAAAAACAUCGGCAAGUUCCAAGAAGAGGCCAACAUGUAUGCAGCGAGGACCGCAGUCAGUGCAACCAGCGUGUCUGCUCACGGCAGCCAGGCAAACUCCCCGUCAACCCCCAAUUCAGCAGGUUCUGCUGGCUCUUUUAACAUGUCAAACUCCGGAGACUUGUUCAUGAGUGUGCAGUCCCUCAAUGGGGACUCAUACCAAGGGGGGCAGGUUGGGGCCAACAUACAAUCCCAGGUGGAUACCCUUCGCCAUGUUAUCAGCCAGACCGGAGGAUACAGUGACAGCCUCGCAGCCAGCCAGAUGUACAGUCCACAGGGCAUCAACACAAAUGGUGGCUGGCAAGAUGCUCCGACUCCUUCGUCAGUGACAUCGCCCACAGAAGGACCCGGGAGCGUUCAUUCGGAUACUUCCAACUGAAUAUAUCCAUCUAUACACCUCAUCGACAAAAAAACAUGGGACUGACCUUGCUGUUCACAGUAUUAAACAAAGGAAUUCUCUGCCCCGCAGUUUGGAGAGGUACUGUGAAAUCCUAACCAGAAAAAAAGAAAUAAUAUUUCCUCUACUUAUAACGUUGGACAUUUGGGAUACGAACAAAAAGUUUCACAAUAAUAAUCCAAACAAUGCCGCAAUCAAUGGAGACGUUUGUACAGAUUUCACAUUAUAUUCAGAGGGCUGGGGUUACUUAUUCACUCAUGUUUCCACUCAUAAUGAUGAAAUGAUAUGAUAAAGUAAAUAAAUCAGAUCAUUGGUUUUAACUGAAAAUACUUCAUUCUACCUCUCAGCCACAAAAAAAGUAGAAAAAAUAUGUCAGUGACCAUUAUUUGUUUUGUAAAAAUGAAACUUUUGUCUUUGCAAGCAAGAGGCACAUCUUCUUACGUACAUUUUGUUGUCUCUCACCUAUUCUAUGGUACGCCAUUUAGACUUAAAUAUUGCUCAGUUGUUUACAAUGUGUGCUUGAUAAAAGUAUGUUCAUCUUCCCCCCGCUGUCUCCGACGAGUCACAACAGAGUUCUGUCAGGAGAUUUUACCUCUAAGGUAACCCUGUGAAGUAUGUUAUCUGUAAAACAAUAAAUAAAUACUUGUCAUCAAAUCGGACAAGCUUGACAUCAUUCAUUAAGCUGGAGGAUAAAUCAACUUAAAAACAAAUUAUUUUUCACCCUGUUGGUUCUGGUUCUGCAGCAUAUUGGUAGAGUGACAGUCACAGAAUUGCAGGAUUCUCUUACGCAAUUACUUGAGUUCUUUAUGAUAUUUUCAGUUGUGUUCCACCUCCACCACUACAAAAGAAAAGUUCUGAUGUAAACCAAAACAAAAGAGUCAAGAAAAGCGUGUCAGUUAUAAUAUAAUGAGGUCAGUUAUAAUAUAUUCUUUCAUCAAAUACGUACAGCGUUAUGUCUUUUCCUACUAAUGGAAAUCACCAUCUUCUGUCAUUUAGCUCUGGUGCUACAAUCGAGUGAAUAACAUUGUCCCAUUGAAAGGAAUACAGGAAGAAAUAUCGCUUUCUGCAGAAAAGAAAGUUUGUCAAGGACGUCUGUAACUGAGUUUGUUUUUCAAAACAUGAACCGCAAUCCACUUAAACAGGGAAGUCAUUAUGUUAAUAGAGUUUCACGUGCUUGCACAGUGGAUCCUCGCUCCUGAAUCGACAUCACAGGUCCAGAAAUGCUUCAGCAUGGAGCCACUGAUCAUCGCCAUUUAAAAGAAGCAUCUGGAUGUACCUGAACUGCUGCUCAACUCUAACGAGGACACUCUGAUGUAAAGAUAAACAUAAACGUUCCACAUUUCGAUGAAUUGUGUCCUUAUCUGGGCAUUUCUUUACGUAAAAUCAUUCAAGUCACUAUAUUAUUCUGCUGGUACUGCUUUAGUAACCCUAGAAUUGACACCAAAACAAAUGUAGACAUUUGAAUUCAUGCUUGUCUCAGUACUAUCAAACUGAUUUUUUUUAGUAUCAAACAUUUAUGAACAUUGUAAAAUGUUGACCAUUAAGCACUAAAGAAGGGACAAGUCAUCAUGUCAAAUAAUGUCUUUUCUGAGCAGUCUAACCUUGUUUAUAGACACUUUUUAUGUUGUGUGGCCUAUUUGUUUUUUGUGUUUUGUUAUUUUUUUUUAAUGGUAUGCUUAAUGUAGGCUAUUACUUUUUUGCUUUCCUACUUGUGAAUUAGCCCAUGAACUUUCAACAUGUGUUUAUGUGCACCAUUGUGCUUGACUUGCUUUGUUGGAAAGGGUUUUCAACACAUUAAAAAAUGAUGUAAUACAG
Molecule: messenger RNA, 3576 nt
Organism: Micropterus salmoides (largemouth bass)
Lineage: Eukaryota; Metazoa; Chordata; Actinopteri; Centrarchiformes; Centrarchidae
Gene: pbx1a
Product: pre-B-cell leukemia homeobox 1a
Exons: 9
Coding region: 457-1743 (428 amino acids)
Biological process (GO): brain development; neuron development; embryonic organ development
Cellular component (GO): nucleus
Molecular function (GO): RNA polymerase II cis-regulatory region sequence-specific DNA binding; DNA-binding transcription factor activity, RNA polymerase II-specific
Source: RefSeq, a predicted model, not a curated record